This is a messenger RNA of Otolemur garnettii (small-eared galago), 930 nucleotides long. It is a transcript of the gene ANKRD7, whose product is annotated as ankyrin repeat domain 7. The transcript is spliced from 7 exons. Bases 1 to 930 code for a protein of 309 amino acids. NCBI's taxonomy places the organism in Eukaryota, Metazoa, Chordata, Mammalia, Primates, Galagidae. The record is from RefSeq and is a predicted model, not a curated record. Gene Ontology annotation, molecular function: protein binding.
AUGAAGAAGCUUUUCCACUUCUGGAGGAGGAAGAAUGAGUCCUCCAGCCCUCCCUCCUCCGACCUGCCCAUGGGCUUGGGCUACCACCUUCAGGACAAAGAUUUAAAGAAAGUUCACAAAGCUGCUUUAGCAGGGGAUCUGGAGAAGCUGACCAAGUGCCUCCAGGUCAAAAAACAAGAUGUGAACGUGCGGGACAAGGAAUAUAGAACACCUUUGCACUUCGCCUGUGCUAAUGGACAUGUAAAUAUUGUAUAUUUCCUAAUUGAGAAACAAUGUGAGAUAAAUGUCCUGGAUAGUGAAAACAGGUCUCCAUUGAUUAAGGCAGUACAGUGCCAAAAGGAGGAUUGUGCUAAUAUUCUUCUAAACUGUGGUGCAGACCCAAACCUGGUGGAUUUUCUUAAUAAUUCUGCUCUUCAUUAUGCUGUCUGUGGUCAAAGUGUCUCAUUAGUUGAAAAGUUGCUUCAACAUGAAGCUGAUCUUGAAGCUAAAAAUAAGGAUGGGUAUACUCCACUUUUACUUGCCGUUAGCAAAAAUAAUGCAGAAAUGGCAAAAUUUCUUCUGAUGAAAGGGGCAGAUGUGAAUGCUACAGAUAAGAAUCAAAGAACAGCCCUUAUGAUUGCUAUCAGUGGUGAACCAACAAGUUUAGUAAAUAUUCUUUUUCAGCAAGAUGUGGAUCUAUCUCGUCAAGAUAUUUAUGGAUUCACAGCUGAGGAAUAUGCUUCUUUUAAUGGUUUAACUGUAUAUCAUCAAUUAACUUCUAAUAAUGGAACAAAGAAUAAAGUUAAACAGACAUCUCACAUUGAACAGCCAACUUUGGCCACUACAUGUGACACAGAAGAACAGCAAGAUGGGUUAUGGCACAAAGUUGUGCAGACUUUGAACACCUUCUUGGAAGGAGCAAGGGGGGCCAAACCAUAUGUUUUGACAUAG